Racocetra fulgida is the source of this 407-nucleotide messenger RNA. The record is from the annotation of a GenBank genome assembly. NCBI's taxonomy places the organism in Eukaryota, Fungi, Glomeromycota, Glomeromycetes, Diversisporales, Gigasporaceae.
UUAAAAUACUGGAAUAAUGCUAAAUGGACUCAAAAAUUACCACCAACUUAUGACGAUUAUACUAAGACGUUUACUUUUGUAUUCGAUAUUGACGAUUCUAUCUGUAAUACGUACGAUGACAUUAACCAAAUUCUUAGCGAUCAUAGCGUUAGUUUUACAGCAUCGGUGGAAAGAUGUGAUGUGCUAUGUCCGAUUAAGCUUGGAACCAAAUUAGGUGAUUUAACUUUGCUAGAAUUUUUAAAUGAUGAUGUAUGUAAAUAUGAGUUCGGUCAUCGAAGUAACGUAUGUUUCAGACGGGAGAUCAAAGUUGAUGAAGAAAUUAAGUGCAUUAAUUGUGUGAGGCCUUAUAGUUUUACCAUUGAAGCAUGGAAGCUUUAUUAUAUUUUAGAUUGUCUUAAAUUUGAUAC